UUUAAUCUAUAAGCACUUAUUAUAAUGGCUGUUGAUGGAAGAUAUAUUUUCAUAGGUUUUGACGUUCUUAUAGCUAUAGGUUGUUGUCUGGGCAAUCUGCUGGUGAUAUGGGCCGUGUGGAAGAGCGGAGCUCUAAAUCAACCCACCUUCUGUUUGAUCGUAUCACUGGCGAUGGCUGAUUUUUUGGUUGGAUGUGUGGUUGUUCCGCUAGCUGUAGUCGAGGUGCUCAACAUUGAAAUGUCUUUCCAUGCAUGUCUCUUCAUAAAUUGCGUUCUCAUUGUACCGCUUCAAGCCUCAGUGCUCACCCUCCUGGCUGUUGCUUUGGAUCGAUACCUAAGAGUUUGUAUUCCCUUUAGGUAUAAGUCUACAGUAACUAAAAGACGCUCUUGGGUUCUCGCUGCUGUGUGCUGGAUGUUGGCGUGUCUGCUCGGCUUCUUACCAAUGUAUGGAUGGUACAAUCAUGACCCUUUGAAACACAACUCCACAUUAAAGUGUGAAUUUAAAGCCGUCAUUUCCCUUUCAUACCUGGUCAACUUUAUUUUCUUUGGUAUCUUUAUUCCUCUGUUGGCCAUCAUGGUUGCUUUGUAUUGUUACAUCUUUUUUAAAGUUAGAUGGCUGAAGGGAAAGACGGGUAUUGCUGAAUCUGGUGCAUAUAACCAUAAGGAACACAAACUGGCCGGCUCACUGGUUUUAGUUUUGGCUCUGUUUGUUGCAUGUUGGCUUCCGUUACACAUCAUGCACGUUAUUGAUUUCUAUAAUUUCCCUAGUAUACAAGUGCCUUCUGAUGUCAUUUAUUUUGGUGUCAUAGUAUCUCAUGUUAACUCAGUGGUCAAUCCUGUUGUAUACGCCCUGAGGAUACCUAAGAUUAAGGCGGAGUUCAGGAAGAUUUGGAGAAGCCUGAUUGGCCCACAGCAGCAGACUACAGAGUCAUUGGAGAUAUAAAGUUACAGUGAAAGUCAAUCAGGUUCAGGUCUCAUCAGAUAUGCUGUUUUGAUCUCUUGUUGUUAAUGUGAUGUCACACUGAUAAAGGC
Molecule: messenger RNA, 1031 nt
Organism: Paramisgurnus dabryanus
Lineage: Eukaryota; Metazoa; Chordata; Actinopteri; Cypriniformes; Cobitidae
Product: adenosine receptor A1-like
Biological process (GO): G protein-coupled adenosine receptor signaling pathway
Cellular component (GO): dendrite; synapse; plasma membrane
Molecular function (GO): G protein-coupled adenosine receptor activity
Source: RefSeq, a predicted model, not a curated record